UCGCAACUGAGUCUCUACGACAUCGCACACACGCCGGGAGUGGCCGCCGAUCUCUCCCACAUCAACACCAGAGCCAAAGUGACGGGUUAUGUGGGUCCGGAUCAGCUGAAGCAGGCGCUGGAGGGGGCGCAGGUGGUGGUGAUCCCGGCGGGAGUGCCCCGGAAGCCCGGCAUGACUCGCGACGACCUCUUCAACACCAACGCGUCGAUCGUGAGAGACCUGACGGACGCGGCGGCCAAGUAUUGCCCGAAGGCGCUGAUCGCCAUCAUCUCGAAUCCGGUGAACUCCACGGUUCCCAUCGCGUCCGAGGUGUUCAAGAAGAACGGCGUCUACGACCCGAAACGGAUCUUCGGAGUGACGACUCUGGACGUGGUUCGCGCCAACACUUUCAUCGCUGAGGCCAAGGGUCUGGACCCCAAGGAAGUGAAUGUGCCGGUGAUUGGAGGACACGCAGGCAUUACCAUAAUUCCGUUGAUAUCGCGCAGCAACCCGUCGGUGUCGUUCCCCAACGACAAACUCGAUGCGCUCACCAAACGGAUCCAGGACGCCGGCACCGAAGUGGUGCAG
This is a messenger RNA of Oppiella nova, 567 nucleotides long. Lineage: Eukaryota; Metazoa; Arthropoda; Arachnida; Sarcoptiformes; Oppiidae. The record is from the annotation of a GenBank genome assembly.